This is a messenger RNA of Penicillium salamii, 1698 nucleotides long. NCBI's taxonomy places the organism in Eukaryota, Fungi, Ascomycota, Eurotiomycetes, Eurotiales, Aspergillaceae. The record is from the annotation of a GenBank genome assembly.
AUGAAUUGCCCCUCUCGAACAGAUGACACCAUGAAGCAUGCUGGGUGGAAUCAGAACCCACGCUUCUUCGCUCCUGAGUUGACCACUCGUCAAGAUCUUAAUGGUAUUGCGAACGCCCGUGAGAUCGAGGUGGAUGGUAAUGGCACGAAUUCAUUACAUGGAAGCUCCAAUUGGAUAGACUCACCUCCGGUGGAGGAAAAGGAAGUAGGGAAUGACCUCGCCUCGGGGCGCGAGGCGUCCCUGACUUUGUCAGGACGCCUCGCUUCCCACAAUAUAAAAUCCGGGCUUGUUCACACAAGACCAGGCUCAGCCGACGAGGUUCUACCGUCGUAUCAAAGUAUCAAGGACUGGGCCUUGUGGCUUCUUUCCGUGCUUUUCGUCUCGGCUCUUAUCUCAUUCAAAACAUUGAAGGAUUAUUUUAUCCCCAAGGAGCCAAUGGUACUCGAAGUUCCACUGGAAAAUUACCCUGUGCCUGCGAAACGAUCAAGCUGUGCCCAAGGAGGUGUUCGCGGCGAUGCGUACGAUCUGCCGUUGCAUGUUGCGGCCUUGUUCAUUAUCUUGGGUACCUCGACAAUCGCAUGUGCAUUCCCGGUCCUCGCAACUCGAUUCCCUCGGAUGCAUAUUCCACCAUCAUUCCUGUUUUUUGUCAGUCACUUUGGUACUGGAGUCUUGAUCGCGACCGCAUUUGUGCAUCUUCUUCCUACUGCGUUCACUUCACUGGGAGACCCAUGCCUCUCGAACUUUUGGACAAAAGACUACCCUGCCAUGCCAGGAGCCAUCGCUUUGGGUGGCAUCUUCCUUGUGACCGUCAUUGAGAUGGUAUUCAGUCCUGCGCAAAGUAUUUGUCGGGGGGGAUCCCAGCCCACAGCCCAAAGGUCGAAUCCUUCACCUUCUCCGUCGUGUUUGUCUACUGCAGAGCCUUCAGCUCCAACAUGUGAGGAGCUUGGGUGCCCUGAAAAUUGCAUGGAGCGCAGCCCUCGCUCUGCUGGUUUGGAGGGCCGCCCCCAUCUGCGAGACAUGGGUCCGUUGAUUGGAAGGUCGGCCAGUAUAAGUAGAACCAUUCACCGCAUGGGAGAUGGCACUGAUGAAAUAGUUCGAGUCUCUUCUGCUCCAGAUGUUCAAACACAUCAUGAGAAAGAGAAUGGGGUUAUUCAAUCUGACAUAGAGCGACACGACGACUCAUUCGAUCUGACCCCAGAACAGAAACAAAAGAAAGAGACGAUGCAGGUUUACCUUCUUGAGAUGGGCAUCCUUUUCCACAGUGUGUUCAUUGGCAUGUCACUCAGUGUGUCAGUCGGUAAUGAAUUUGUGAUCUUAUUGAUCGCCAUUGUGUUCCAUCAAACAUUCGAAGGCCUAGCAUUGGGAUCUCGCAUCUCCGCAUUGCCUUGGUCAGAGAAACAACUUCAGCCCUGGAUCAUGUCACUCGCCUACGGCUGCACGACCCCAAUCGGGCAGGCGAUCGGCCUCGCAACGCAUACUCUUUACAGUCCGGAUUCCGAGGUUGGCCUGCUGGUGGUCGGGAUUAUGAAUGCUAUUUCUGCAGGACUUUUGAUCUUUGCGUCCCUUGUCGAACUCAUGUCAGAGGACUUCCUCAGUGAUGAAAGCUGGCGCAUUCUCCGAGGCAAGAGAAGGGUUUAUGCCUGCAUCCUGGUCUUCAUGGGGGCUUUCUGCAUGAGCAUCGUUGGAGCUUGGGCUUGA